This is a messenger RNA of Cydia pomonella (codling moth), 475 nucleotides long. RefSeq lists its product as uncharacterized. NCBI's taxonomy places the organism in Eukaryota, Metazoa, Arthropoda, Insecta, Lepidoptera, Tortricidae. The transcript has 2 exons. The record is from RefSeq and is a predicted model, not a curated record. The coding region runs from base 80 to 358 and encodes 92 amino acids. Gene Ontology annotation, cellular component: SMN-Sm protein complex. Gene Ontology annotation, biological process: spliceosomal snRNP assembly.
CACAACAAAUAAUGAUAACGAUCGGUACCUCAAAAGUUAUAUUUUCUAUUAAAAAUCACUUUGUUAUUUGCCCAUCGCUAUGUCCCAUAAGCUAGAAAUAUCUCCAGCAGAACAGGAGGCUCGUGCGAAGCUACGGGAGAAGUUUCUUCAAGGGAUCAGUGAGUUGCGUGGACAAAACUGCACAAUCCUCACAUAUGAGCAAACAGAGCUCAAUGCAACAUUCUUGGGAUGGCAGCCCGAUGGCACUGAAAUGCUGGUCCGGGACUUAAGGACACCAGCGAGUACCAUUCCUACUGCACGUCUGAGAACUCCUGAUGUGUUAGCAAUACAUUUUGAUAAAGAUAUACAGCUACCUUAGUGUAAAAUUCUCAAAUGAAUGUAUAGGCUGAUUAUGAAUACUUUUUAAGGUCCAAAUUAUUAUUGUAAGUACUAUAACUAAGAAAAAACAUCAAUAAAGUUUGUAUUUAACACAAGA